Molecule: messenger RNA, 327 nt
Organism: Nilaparvata lugens (brown planthopper)
Lineage: Eukaryota; Metazoa; Arthropoda; Insecta; Hemiptera; Delphacidae
Product: protein C12orf4 homolog
Cellular component (GO): cytoplasm
Source: RefSeq, a predicted model, not a curated record
AGAUCUGGAAAAUGCAUUAUCAAAAUUCAUCGAAUGCGAAACAAUCAACUAUUACGACGAUGAAGCAGAGAAAGCGAUUGAGGAGGCAUCGAAACCUUCCUAUGAUAUUGAAGAUGUCAUCAAGCUUGUGAGAAGUCUUACAAGGAGAACACAGUUGAGUUCGGCGAUAGAUGCGGCACGGAAGACAGAGAAGUGUUCGCCGCUGUCUUUCACAAGCUGGUGCACUCUCCCGCCCUGGAGACCAUUUUGCAAGUGGAGCACGCGCAUGCGCACGACGUGGCCACUGUGACUAACGAGCGUGACGUCAUCGUCGCCGAACUCACUGCG